AUGGCUACAUCGGACAAGAAAACAAGGGGCUACGUUCCUUGGAAUGAUGAGAUGGAUAAGGUACUCCUUGAUACAUUUGUGGACUAUUACAAUAAAGGUGAUAGAUGUCAGAAUGGGUGGAAGUCUCAUGUAUACACAACUGCUGUGAAGAAUGUUUGUGGGAAGUGUAAUGUCACCAUUAUAAAGGAAAAUAUUAGCUCUCGCAGCAAGACCUUUGAUAAGCACUACAAUAUCGUUAAUGGUUUGUUGUCCACUAGUGGUUUUGGAUGGGAUUGGGAGAAGAACAAGCUCAAAGUUGAUAGUGACACUAUAUGUGAUGAGUACGUUGAGAGGAAUAAGGAAGCAAAAGGAUAUAGACAUAAGAUUGUGAAGUUUUGGGAUCUACUCAGCCUAGUGUACAAUAAAGACCAAGCAAAUGGAGAGGGUGCUAAAAUAACAGCUGAAAGUUCAAAGGAAAUGGCAAAAGAGAAUGAUACUGGAGGCAAGGAUGCUCCAUAUUCUGUAUCUUCCUCGAGUAGUUUAAAAAGACAGAGAUCAGAUGAUUCAUUUAACUCUAUGUGGUGUGAUAAGUUUGACAUGCUUACAUCUGCAUUGAAAGAUGACGGUCCAAAGCUACCCUCUUCGGCCAAAGUUCUCGCCGCAUUACAAGAGGUUGAGGGACUUGAUGAAGACACAUAACUUGAGCUUUAUGACAUCCUCACCUCUAAUGCACGCAAGUUUGAGUCGAUGAUGGCACUCCCAAUGGAAAGGAGGAAGAGGUGGCUUAUGAUGCAGCUAAGGAAGUGAAACAACUUAUAUGUGAACUUAGAUCUCUGUGUUGAACAGAUUGU
Messenger RNA from Zea mays, 830 nucleotides. RefSeq lists its product as uncharacterized. The coding region runs from base 1 to 678 and encodes 225 amino acids. Lineage: Eukaryota; Viridiplantae; Streptophyta; Magnoliopsida; Poales; Poaceae. The record is from RefSeq and is a predicted model, not a curated record. The transcript has 3 exons.